CCGGGGAAGGCGGCGGCAGCGGCGGCGGCUCCUCCUCGGGGACUCGGGCCUCGGCGGUGAGGGAGGAGGAGGUAGGAGGAGGCCCGGGCGGGAGCGGCUGCAGACUGAAGACUGAAAUCCAGAGGAAGAGAGGUGUGUAACGACAGCUCGAAGAAAAUGAACGGCACACUAGAUCACCCGGACCAACCUGACCUCGACGCCAUCAAGAUGUUUGUAGGCCAGGUUCCACGGAGCUGGUCUGAGAAGGAUCUGAGGGAACUCUUUGAACAGUAUGGUGCUGUCUAUGAAAUCAAUGUCCUGCGUGACAGGAGCCAAAACCCUCCUCAGAGCAAAGGGUGCUGUUUUGUUACAUUUUACACCCGUAAAGCUGCACUAGAAGCACAGAAUGCUCUUCACAAUAUGAAGGUCCUUCCAGGGAUGCAUCAUCCCAUACAGAUGAAACCAGCCGACAGCGAGAAGAACAAUGCAGUGGAAGACAGGAAGCUGUUUAUCGGUAUGAUUUCCAAGAAGUGCAAUGAAAACGAUAUCCGAGUCAUGUUCUCUUCCUUCGGCCAAAUAGAAGAAUGCAGAAUAUUACGCGGUCCCGAUGGCCUGAGCAGAGGCUGUGCGUUCGUGACGUUUACGACGCGCUCCAUGGCCCAGACAGCCAUCAAAGCAAUGCACCAGGCUCAGACUAUGGAGGGCUGCUCGUCACCCAUCGUGGUGAAGUUUGCCGAUACCCAGAAGGACAAAGAACAGAAGAGAAUGGCCCAGCAGCUUCAGCAACAGAUGCAGCAGAUCAGUGCCGCGUCCGUGUGGGGAAAUCUGGCUGGGCUGAACACCCUCGGACCCCAGUAUUUAGCACUUUAUUUGCAGCUCCUUCAGCAGACUGCCUCCUCUGGGAACCUCAACACCUUGAGCAGCCUCCACCCAAUGGGAGGGUUGAAUGCCAUGCAAUUGCAGAACCUGGCCGCAUUAGCCGCCGCAGCCAGCGCAGCCCAGAAUACACCAAGCGGUACCAGUGCUCUCACUACGUCCAGCAGCCCCCUCAGCGUCCUCACCAGUUCCGCAGGAUCCUCACCCAGCUCCAGCAGCAGCAACUCCGUCAACCCAAUGGCCUCCCUCGGAGCAUUACAGACGCUGGCUGGGGCAACCGCCGGCCUCAAUGUCGGCUCUUUAGCAGGGAUGGCCGCCUUGAACGGCGGCCUGGGCAGCGGUGGCCUCUCAAAUGGCACCGGCAGUACGAUGGAGGCUCUCACUCAGGCCUACUCGGGGAUCCAGCAGUACGCUGCCGCGGCGCUGCCCACGCUGUAUAACCAGAGCCUGUUGACACAACAGAGUAUCGGGGCCGCAGGAAGUCAGAAGGAAGGUCCAGAAGGAGCCAACCUUUUCAUCUACCACUUACCCCAGGAGUUUGGAGACCAGGACUUGCUGCAGAUGUUCAUGCCUUUUGGAAACGUCGUCUCGGCCAAGGUUUUCAUCGACAAGCAAACCAACCUGAGCAAGUGUUUUGGCUUUGUGAGUUAUGACAAUCCUGUUUCAGCACAAGCUGCCAUCCAAUCAAUGAACGGCUUUCAGAUUGGUAUGAAACGACUCAAAGUGCAGCUCAAGCGUUCGAAGAACGACAGCAAGCCCUACUGAACGUGCUCCCCUCUGGGACUGGGAGAGGGUCUUCUGGUAAGUGGGGAAGGCGGAGCACCCUUAAAUGAUUCGAAGCCCUAAGGCUGCGUGGUUCCAGCCCCGGACCCUGAUUUUUUGGCCACUCUUGCUGGCACAGCUUGCCCUGAAGACUCAGCUACCCGCCUCCCGUUGGGAGUCCGGCUUCGUGUGGAGGACGAGUUUAUGCUUUGGUUUCCAGUGUUUUACUUUGGAGUUUAGGUGCCAUACCGCUGAGGUUUUUUCGUUUUGGGUUUGUUUUUUUUUUUUGGUGGUUUGUUUGGUUUUUUUUAAUUUGUUUCUUUGGUUAUUUCCCUCCCCCGCCCUUAUUCGAAGUUUGCAGUGUUUGUAACCAAUGUGCGUUGAGAAGGACCAACACCAAACCGCCUUGGGAGAGGGAGAGAGAGGGUUGGGGGUGGAGAGGCAAAGAAGGAGAAUCCAAGUUGCUGCAGGGGAGGGAGCAGAGCUAAGGAAAACUAUCCUCAGCCAAAGGACAAGGGAUGGAGCAGAGCCGGCCCCUGAACCGCGUAGGGGGCCCGACCGACAGCCCGGACGGUGGAGGGGGGCGUGAGGAGGAGGAGGGAGAGGCCGGCUGGCCGGGCAUGGAGAACGGAUCGACUCUGGGAGGUGGAGGGCACGUCAGCUGGCACCCAGGUGUCCCGUUUUCACUUGUUGUCUUUUGGCAAAGUCUCCUAGCGGGCGUGACGGAAAAGGACAGAGAGGAGUUUCCCAUCUUCCGCCUAAAUUUGGGAAUCCCCGCCCCCUCUUUCUGACUUCCUCUCCUUAGGAGAGGCCAGUGGUUUCUAGGCAUCGAAGCCCCUGCUAAAUUAAUCAGAAAUAGGCAAAAGUGAAUGUUUCCCCAGCUCUCAGAUUCCUCAGAUCCAGAAGCGUGGAUGUACUCUCUCCAAAUUCCAUUCUUGUUCGCAGCAGACUGUCAAAAUGGCCACCCCCCGGACAGUGCUCUAAAAGUAGGUAAUGGCUCAUGUCUAACGGGUCCCUCCAAGAGGAGGCCUUUUGAGGCAGGGGGCCACCUGGUCUUUUUAACGAUUCACCCCUCUGUAGCCAGAAACGGCAAGGUGAAUCUCUUCUGUCCUGUGUCUGUUUUCCUCAAGAGUAACUGAAUGAGGCCCUGGCAGGGGAGUGUCUGCACCAGCCAAAGCAGACGAUCAAGUAUUCUCCUUUGGUGUCCCGCCUCCCGGGCCCUUUAUUCCCCUGACAAUGGCCAGUGCCUAAUAAGUAUUUCAAAGGAAAGAAAAACCCACAUUUGCACACUGGGUAAUGACUUUCCGUAGUAUUUCCCCGGGGAAUCUGGGCUCCGGCCCCGCCCAGGCCGACUUGGGCCUCGCACGUCACGGGAGCCGCCGGGAGCAUCUUGCCCCUCGCACCCAAGAAGCCCCCUCGCUGUUGCCCGGGGAACGUUUACAGUCGCCAUUUGUGUCGAGUCGUCCCCUUUUCAUUUACCUCAAUUUUAUCCUGUCCAUUUCUUGUCCUUUGUGCUAAGAGUAUCUCGGCCGCCUCCCCCGGGCCUGGGACCCCGCCCGGCCUCGGGCCUCUGCCUCCUCUUCGGGAAGCAGCGUGGGGAACUGGGAGCGUGAAGGAAAAUAGCGAUCGAAACCCGGUGUCCCGGGGGAGAAGGCGAUCCUGUCGAAAUUGUGGGGCGAGUAUUAGCGGGAUCCAGGGCCUGGGUCCCCCUGGAAUCUCAAGCCUCGGAAGGACUGGUCCCGGCCCGUAAUGUCAGAAGAGGGAGCUUGGCGAUCGGCAGGGCAGAGGAGCCCUCGGGGCCACCCGGUCUGCGAGGCGGUGGGCAGACGGGGCGGAUUCUGUGUCUCGCUAUUUUACGGCAGUCGGUGGGCACAGUUAGAAUGGGAGGAGAAAAUGUCGUUCGUCGGUUUCGGGGGCGCCUGCGAGCCUUCUCACAGUGAUCGCUCGGGACCGUGUCCUCUAUCGAAGUUUGUGACACACACCUUAUUUAGGCUGAACCACGUAAACUUGAAUUCUGCGCACUGGGAGAAACGUGUCCUGGUUUUCAGAGGAGAAACCGUUCCAAAGGCUUCCAGGGUCAUGAUGGAAUUUUUUUUUUUAAUAAAUAAAAAAAUGAUGAUAAAAAAUAGAAAAGCAAGGUUGGGAGGCACUGCUCCAAAUCCUAACCUGCUGGAACUGAGAAUGUUAUUUCUAUUUUUAUAGAAGUUUUAUACAGCUCCAGGGUGGAGACUAUUUAUUACCUAAAUUAUAUCUCUGGAAAAGGCCAGGAUUUUGUCGAAUCCAGAAUGUGAUUGUGUUAGACACACAGGAUGCUGUGUACCGAUCGAAACUACUGACUGUCAGCGGCCUCUUCGCAGCCCACCUUAUCCGCCAGAGGGGGAAGAAUUAAUGCUGUGAACUGGCGGGAGGAGAGAGAGCUGUGCUCCACAGGGUGCUGUAGUUCGCUCUUGUCUGGGACCCUCCAGGCCGCUUCCCUCUCUCCCAGCCACCAUUCAGCCAUCCAGAGCCCUCCGCCACAACGCCCAGACUGGAUAGGCCUGCAGCUCUGCCUCGCCUAGUGUGAUUAAUCUUGCCUGUGGUGCGCUCUGUGUGCGUGUGUUUGCGUGCGUGUAUGCCUGUCUUCCCUACAGACGGCUCAGAGGAAAGGCGUGCUCUUCCCCCGCCCCCCAACCCCUCCCCGACCUCUCAGUGCUGAACGUAUUCUCCCUCCUCCCUCGGAGGAGAACAUGCCCGACGCUCUGGGCCAGCUCCGGAGCUGGUCGCCGGCCAACGUCCCCUCGCCCCCAGAUCGGCGACCGGGCCUGCCAGCGUAGCUCUGAGCACAGCUCUCUCUCCCCAGCCCGGGGUGAGGGCAGAGGAUGGGUCGGGUGAAGAAACCUCCCCCCCACUCAAGGCUGCCGGGUGAAAGGACUUAGAGAGUGGUACCUCGCAGUCGAGUCUUAAAAAAAAAAAACCUCCUUACCUUGCGUGGGGUUUGCACUUCUGCUGUGUUGUCUGCUGUAGUCUGUUUCCUGGUUCCAUCUGAAAUCGGUUGCUCUCGGAAGCGAGAAAGUCCCCACCUCCUGGUUUCCAAAGGACGGCGGGGCCCGUCCAGAAGCCCUGAGCUUGGAUUUCCUCUAACAGAAGCACUUUGACACAGGGAGAGGAGAAACAAUUCACAACACCCAACCUCCAGUGCGUUUUCCCCCACCCCCCACCAACACCUUGGGCCAGCUUUCUUUCUAUCAGGGUUUUGGUUCGCGGGGCGGGGGGGUUCCUUUAACCAGUGAGGGGGGGAGGCUGAAGGUUUCCUCGAAGCAGUGACCUCUGCCCCCCGCCCUCCACCCCUGGCAGAGCUUGCAACCGCUAUAGACAGGGUCAAUAGGGAAAUCCAGGCUUUGGGUUUCAUUCGGUCUCUGGCAGUUUGAUGUCUUCUCGGUGUCCUCCAUGUACUUCGACUUUUACCUGUGUCCAUCGUAAGCAUGUGCAAAAGUUCCCUGUCACCUCCCUUCCCCCAAGCGGUUUCCUCGUUUCAGGGCUGUUGAGACAGUGAGUGUCCCUGUUCUCUCUCUCUCUGUUUGGAUGUAUUGCUCUGUGUAACUCAGUGGGUCUCCCUCUUUCUGGUUUGUUUUUUUUUCUAGAUUCCUGCCGUUUGUUCAUCGUUGUGCCUAAAGCAUGUCGAUGUGGCGUCAAGUACAUCGUCCAAAUCCUUGUCUCUUCAGCUUCUCUGAUGCUUGAACUCUCACCUUUGACCUUGUGUUGACCUUUGAUGCUGAUGUGUAUUUUUUUUAUUAUGUUUGUUUCUUUCUUUGUUUUUUCUUUAGUUUUUUUUUUUUUUUUGUGCUGCCAAAUUGGUUUUGCUAGAACGACUGCUGAAGGGGAAAUAUUUAAACUCGCAUUUGAAUAUAAAAAAAAAAUCUAUUUUUCUAGAACUUCAUAAGAUAACCACUUGAUUUUGUGAUUCCAAUUCUUUGUAAUUGUCUUCAGAGCAGCCCUACUAGCACAUGCCUUGUGGUGUUUGUAUUUCUGUGAACACACAGCCAGUCCGUUUCUAGGCUUCGUUUUUCUGUGUGCUUAGUUUUAAAACAGAACUUUGAAGUAAACAAUUAAAUAAAAGUUGUGACUAAACUCUGAGGCUCCUGAGCACAUUUUGCUGAUCUAGUUUCUGGGGCUUGAGGAGACAGCAUGAAUAUUUUUUUUUUUCCUGAGUUCUCAACUACAGAAAACUCUCAAACUCCCAAUUGCCUUUUUUUUUUUUUGAGAGCGAGCAACAACUUUAGCCUGGCCCUGCUAAGGAAAAAAAAAAAUUGUUCUCCCCGUGUGGUUCACCUCCUUCCGGGCGGGGGGGAUCCAAGGUGAUGUCCUGUUUCGUUAAUUCCCAUGCUUGUUUCUACAAUCUCCUCAGCAAAAUGUGAUGCUUUGGUUUUUCUUUCCAACUCAAAGAAUGCCCAGAAAACCCAAAUUUUGCAUGUUUCCUGCUGUUUUCUUCACACCUUCGUAUAUAUAUCACCUCCACCUCUCUGUUUUCUAUAGUUUGUGCAAAAACUGACCGAUUAAGGGGUUUCAAAGAAGCUGUUUUAAAUUGUUGUGGGGUUGACUUUUUUUUGUGUGGUUGUUUUUUUUUUCUUUUUAAAGUUUUGUUUUUAUCCUUGAUGUGGCAAACUUCUUCUUAGUCGCCCUAGGGUGUCUGCCUGUGCACUUAAACUUUUACCUGAUGUGGCCGUCAGGCCUACAAAGGGCUCCCAGGAGGCCGGCUGCACUUGUCAAAUAGGGAUUGUUGCGAGGGGAGCGGGAAAGGGGGGGCCGUCCAGGGGAGAGCGAGGGAGAGGAAGCGCACCCCGGAAAGUCGGUGCGGGUAGGUGGGUGAGAGAAGCUUUCCGCGGGGCCGCCCCCAAAGGCCGCCGGCGCGGAGGACCCUCCGGAAUCUUUUCGUUUCCGUUGGCCUCCGCCGUCCGUGUGUCACCGGUAAGGUUCCGGCGAGCUCGCUGACACCCCGAGGGCAGAGGGAGCGAUUGCCCUUCCCGACCGGUCGGAGAAGGAGAGAAGCUGGAAACGCGGUCCGACAGCAGCUGCUGGCUCUCUUCCCAGCUAACAAGCACAAUACAACGGUCUCUACACUGUUUACAGACCCGGGUGCCGUGCCGGCGACUCACUGGGCUAAUCUCUCACUGAGAGAGUAUUUGGGGUUUUUUGUAAUUUUUUGUUGUUGUUGUUGUUGUUCUAAAAUCGGGUGAAGAGCCAAGCAGCCGCUGUCCCUGUCCUUCAGGACCCGGGGAAGGCCACGCCGUCGGGUGCAGCCAGCUCCCUCCCGCCCGGGCCAGAGUUUCCGCCGGGCAGCCGCACUGCCACGGGGACUGGCGGUGGUGGGGAGGGGACCGCUACGGGAGGAAUGUGGGCUGGUAAAGGAGAAGACCACCCCCUCACGACUCCCGUGUCCCCAUCGGUGGGAGCGGGGAGGUCCAGGGAGUCAGAGAUUCAAAAGCUUGAGAGAAUGACCCAUCACUGGGAGAUGGGAGAAGGGUGUGGGCGGGGCGUUCAGUCUGAGGGACUCCGAGUCGCUGAGAGACGGAGGGAAGGAGCCCGAGUCGUGGAAGUUGGGGAGAGGAGCUAGAGCCGUGCCCCGAUUCCCCGGGGAGGGUGAAGACGGCGUCAGCCUGAGCCCUACCGGCAGGCGAAGGGGAGACCUCUCCGUGAGGAUUUCCAUCUGGGGAGCCAGUUAGUCGAGGGGGCACGCCGGGGGCCUCACGUUACCGGAAGCAGAGGGGGACCGGGGGCGGACCGACCUGCUCGGCCCUCGGCGGCCUGCUUAUUUUCAGGGAAGGGGUUGGUGGGUGGAAAGAGGCCAGAAGCCCCUGGUGGGAAGACUACUGCGAGCACCUCGGUCUUGAACGCACAGGGCCGCCGCCGCCGGCAGAAGGCACCGAGAUGCCCCCUGUCCGGGUGUCGAGAAGGGGUGUUGGGCCGAUGCGUUCUCUUUCCGAUUCCAAGAGGAGCUCUGGGAAAACCUGUGGAUUAAACCAAAAUGCCAAACGUUGGAUGUUGUUUCCUUUUCCUUUUCUCUCUUCGGUUGUUUUAAUUGUUCCGUGGUGGUUUUAAUGGAUUUGAGACCCUGGAGCGGCAGCUGCCUUUAUGAUUUCCAGCUGCUUUUUGUGAAUAAUUUAAAAAGGAAAAAAAAAGAAACUUUACAUUUUGGAAACAAACCUGUGUGAGUUUUUUAUUGGUACAAACGUUGUAUUUAACACUAGGGGUUUUGUACAGUUUUUUGCCUUUUCUACUAGAAAACAAUGUAAAGUGAUUUCACAAUGUGAAGAGAAAAAAAAAAUUGCCACUAUGACCAAACGUACAGUCUGUUCUGCAGCAACAAUGGGAUUCAAUCAACUCAGUCAUGAUUCAGUCGUAGAAAUGCUUUUUCCUUUACCUUGUUUGAGCUUUUCCUUUUAUUUUUCCUGUUUGAUUUGCAAAAGAAAAUGUCUCUUUUGUGUGAAAUUGUGUUGUACUCUGUAGAAAAUUAUGGAUUUUACUUUAAUGGUUCAAAAAGAAAAAAAAGGCACAAGAAGAGCAUCUGUUGCUGUUUUGACCUGAUCGCAGAGUUCGUGUAGUGGAUUUCAAAACGAAAAAUGAUUUGUUACAAGUUUGGAACGAGCGCGUAUGUGUUUAAAAGGAAUUUCCUUCCUUUGUGUGUUUUUCUUUUUGUCCCAAUGGGGAACUUAAAGCUGUUUUAAUUGCACAGACACACAGACAAAAAGUCAUUUUGUAUCUGCCAAGUGUGAUACCUUCCCUUGUUUAUUUGCUAUUAAACUGUUUGAGAAGA
Messenger RNA from Ornithorhynchus anatinus (platypus), 8407 nucleotides. It is a transcript of the gene CELF1, whose product is annotated as CUGBP Elav-like family member 1. Gene Ontology annotation, cellular component: cytoplasm; nucleus; ribonucleoprotein complex. The transcript is spliced from 14 exons. Gene Ontology annotation, molecular function: mRNA 3'-UTR binding. NCBI's taxonomy places the organism in Eukaryota, Metazoa, Chordata, Mammalia, Monotremata, Ornithorhynchidae. Bases 157 to 1620 code for a protein of 487 amino acids. Gene Ontology annotation, biological process: regulation of alternative mRNA splicing, via spliceosome; mRNA splice site recognition. The record is from RefSeq and is a predicted model, not a curated record.